CUCUUAGUCAAGGUAGCCGGAGGCUUAUUCAGGACAGCUGCUUUCCUUGGCUGUUGCACAGGCCACAGGCCAAUUCUUUUGGCGCCACAUUUAUUGGUUCCGGGAUGCAGAGGCAGAUGAGCAUCUCGGCGAUGCCCAAGCUCCUGCCGGAGGAAGCCGGCGGCAGUGACGACGCCGACGUGGAGGCCAAGCCCGAGAAGGCGCCGGUGCCGCGGUCGUCGGGGAAGGAACGCUCCGUGCACUUCAUACCGCUCAUCAUCGUGCUCUGCUUCAUCCUCCUCUUCCUCUGCUCCCACGGCCCCUCUCCCUCUGAUAUGUCGAGUUUUGGAGAAAAGGCUGGAAGCCAGAAUGCCAAGUCGCUCUGAUCCUGUGAAGAACUGAUCAAGUGGCGCACCAAGAAAAAUAUUUGUCUUUCAGUUUUUGUUCCUUCAGUCCAAAUCCAAUUGUGUAUUUGAUCCCAAAUAUGAAAGCAUAAACACGGUGCCUUAUGCUAUGAGGCUAAUCGCUGCAGUAAAGAACGUGGAAGCUCAUUACAGCCCUCAAAAGUUCAGAACUCUGAUCGUCUAACAACAUUGGUUUUGUUUC
Molecule: messenger RNA, 585 nt
Organism: Panicum virgatum (switchgrass)
Lineage: Eukaryota; Viridiplantae; Streptophyta; Magnoliopsida; Poales; Poaceae
Exons: 2
Coding region: 105-365 (86 amino acids)
Source: RefSeq, a predicted model, not a curated record